AUGAAUCCUUAUGGUCAUCAUCCAUUUCAACCACAACCACCAGGUAUGAUGAUGAAACCACCAUAUGGUGGAUUUCCACCUGGUGGUCCACCACCAUUUGGUCCCUUCCCACCUGGAUUAGUACAACCACCAUAUGGUGGUCAAUUUCCACCACACCAUGGCCCCUUCCCACCACAAAAUGUAAUGCCCCCAAAUUUUAAUGGUGGUAUGGUUGGUGGAAUACCACCACAUCUUCAACAUCAUAACAAUGGAUAUCCAAUUCAUCCAACACCACCAAUGGGAAGAGGUAUUCCAAUGCAUCCUCACAAUCAACAACAACAACCACCACAACCACCACAACCUACACAACCACCACAACCACAUUACCCAAUGGUACCAGGUUCAUUCAUAAAUCAAAAACCUAAUAUUUUUAAUAACAAUAAUAAUAUUAAUAUUAAUAAUAAUAAAAAUAAUAAUAAUAGUCCAUUACAUCACCAAAAUGAAAAUAUUAAUUCACCACCAACACCAUUGAAUCAAAAUAAAAUUAAUAAUAUAGCAUCUACCACCACUAACAUUACCCCAUCAACUUUUAUACCAGCUACAUCUACACCCACAUCUACACCUACCACUAUUACUACAACCAACACAACAAACAAUACAAAUAAUUUUAAUAACAAUAAUAAUAAUAAUAAUAAUAAUAAUAAUAAUAACAAUAAUAAUAAUAAUAAUAAUAAUAAUAAUAAUAAUAACACUAGUACAACAGCAUAUAUAGGUAAAAUACCACAAUUUGUAGAAGAUUCAUUUAUUAGAUCAUUAUUAAAUCAAUGUGGUAAAGUUAGUAAAUGGAAUAGAGCAUCAGAUACCAAUGGAAAAUUGAAACAAUUUGGACUUUGUGAAUUUGAGCAUGCAGAGGGUGCAGUUACAGCAUUGAGAGUUCUUAAUGAUUUAGAGGUUGAUAGGGAUGGUGGUAAAUUAGUUGUAAAAGUUGAUAAAGGGCAAAAGUUUUUCAGUGAUUAUUUAGAUAAGAAGGGUGGAUUAACCGAUCAAUCAUCAGACUCACCUCAAGAUAUCAUUUUAAGGGAAUCGAUAAAGGCUAUGGUUGAAAAGAAUUUUAUCAAUAUUUAUGAGAAAAAGAAAAUGGAAUCAAAUGAAAUCAAUGAUUUCUAUAAUAAGGAUAGAAGAGACUUAACAAAGGAAGAGAAAAUUAAAAUCAUUGAAAAAGAAAAGGAAAAAGAGAAACAAAGACACAAAGAGAGAGAGCUAAAGAAUAAAGAAAGAGAUUUAAAAGAUUUCAAAGAGAGAGAGAAAAAUUGGGAGAGAAGAGAGAGAACCAAAGAAAUUGAUAGAGAGAAAGAGAAAGAGAAAGAAAAGGAGAAGGAACAAAGAGAGAUUAAAGCUAGACAAUUGGAAAUGGACGAAUAUUCAGAUUCAGAUGAGAAAAUGAGAAAACGUAUCAGAUCAAGAGAAGCAAUCAAAUAUAGACAAAAGGAGAGAGAAGAUGAUGAAAAAGAUAGACAGAGAGAAUUGGCCGAAUUGGCUGAACUCGAACUAAAGAGACAAAAAGAAGAAGAAUUAAAUAGGAUCCAAUUGAGUAGUAAUAUCAAUAAUAACAAAAAAUUGAAAUUAGUAGGCAAAGGUUUUAACUCUAUAGAUGAGGAUGAUGAAAAUCAAUCUGAAAAUGAAUUACAAAAUAGUUUACAAAUGUCAAAAAAGAAACAAACUUUCAUUCCAUUGGAUUAUAAUGAAAUUGAUCAAGUUUUAAAUCCACAACAAUAUCAACAACUUCAAAAACAACAACAAUCUACAGAAACUACAACAACAACAACAACAACACCAAAUAAUAAUAAUUCAAAUGGUGGUAUUGAUUUAUCGAGAAUAUCAAAUGAUAGAGAACAAAUAUUUAAAUUUAAAAUUGAUUGGAAUUAUGUUGAUAAGAAUCCAACAAUUGUCAAUGAAAGUAUGAAAGCUUGGAUCACCACAAAAGUUAUUGAGUUCUUUGGUGCAAAGGAAGAUGAAUUGAUCGAUUUCAUCUUAAACCUCUUAAAAACUCAUUUAGAACCAACCGAUAUUAUUUUAAAACUUAGAGAUGUGUUUGAAAAUAAUGCUGAUGAUUUUGUAUUACAAUUAUGGCGUAUACUCUUAUACUAUAUUUCAAAUACUAUUGCAAAUAAUACUACAAUCAUCUCAUCUCAAUAA
Molecule: messenger RNA, 2175 nt
Organism: Dictyostelium discoideum AX4
Lineage: Eukaryota; Evosea; Eumycetozoa; Dictyosteliales; Dictyosteliaceae
Product: RNA-binding region RNP-1 domain-containing protein
Exons: 1
Coding region: 1-2175 (724 amino acids)
Biological process (GO): mRNA processing
Cellular component (GO): nucleus
Molecular function (GO): nucleic acid binding; RNA binding
Source: RefSeq, a predicted model, not a curated record